Parastagonospora nodorum SN15 is the source of this 1620-nucleotide messenger RNA. RefSeq lists its product as hypothetical. The transcript has 2 exons. The coding region runs from base 1 to 1620 and encodes 539 amino acids. The record is from RefSeq and is a predicted model, not a curated record. Lineage: Eukaryota; Fungi; Ascomycota; Dothideomycetes; Pleosporales; Phaeosphaeriaceae.
AUGCAGAAAUUGAAGGCUGUCUUUCGCAGCUCGAGCAAAAAGAGAGCUGCGCAUCCUGACGGCUACGACCAACAUCCCACCGACGCAACUCUACCUCAAUCAUCUCGCAGCGAUCGACGGGCUACUUCUCUUGAUGAAAGGCGCUCUCAAAAGUCUUCAGAGUCUUCCAAGGCAGGCAAUCAACAACAUGGUCGCAGUCGGCCGCUGAGUUCAGUCUACGACUCGCGCUUGAGCAACGCUUCCGGAGCACAAGUUAGUGCUGUCGACCAUGCGCAGCCCCAACAGCACCAAGGAGUCAACAGUUCAAUCGCUAGCGAUUACCAAGCUUACCUACCCGCUCUGACUCCAGUCCACGAUUCGCAAGAUGAACAACAUACGUUGGGAGGCGACAGGCGACUGAUGGUUGGUCAAAGCGAUACUCUACACGAGGAAGAUGUAGCCGACCGAAACAUCGACCGCUAUAGAACCUCGCUCGACGUCUCGAAACGAAAGCCCCUUCCAGAAGCACCUGGUAUGUACAUUGAUCGGUCCACUGUACUGCAUGAAGCGGUGGCAGCCAUUUUCACGAAAAACCAAGUUAAUGGCUUCACAGUACCUGAAGAAAAGGAGGCUGAACGAUUCAAUCGAAGAAACUCCACCGCCUCCGGAAUCAGCUCGAAACAGUCUGCGGCCACUGGGAAAUACUCGUUGGGUACUGGGGAUCGCACCACAGGUGGACUCAUAGAUAGUAUCUCCCCGCAUACGGAGGCUACUGCUCACGAGAAGAAUCACUGGAAGAAGACAGAUUGGCCCGCGAAAAGCGCCCGCGCUGAGCCACAGGUGAAUUGGGGUAAAAGAAGACCGCAAGGUUCAGAAAGCGAGGAUGGACAACCACAAUACCCGCCAGACAAUUUGAAGGCCCGCCAGCAGCUGCCGACCAGGCUGAAUGAAACGCCGCAUCAUCCCAGAGUUGCUGUGGACGGACAAGACGACAUUGAGAGGGAAAUAGAACAGCUGCUUGGUGGGGUUGUUGAUCUAAGGAACACAGUUGAUGAAGACAAAGACGUCCAGUGGGCACCAGGUACGUUCUGUCCUGUAUAUGAUCUCGAGAUCCUCCCACCGCGGCAUUGGAAGCCCAAUCCCAACGGGCAAGGUCUAAUUGAGAUUUCCGCCGAUGAGAUACCUUCACAAACUGGCCAUAACAGACGCUGGAAGAUCGUUCAAGAACACACAGAGCUCCCUGCAGGAUCACAGCCCAUCUGGCGUAAAGAACCUGAGAUCAUUGAGCACCCCACCACCAUCACGGCUGAAGGGUUCGAGCGUAAGGAGACCACGAUCAUUCACCCACCGACGCUGCAAGAUAUGUCCGAGUAUGAUGGGCCAGUGCAGCCAGUACAUUUCGACCACAAAACAGGAAAGCGAUGGCUGGGUGAGAUCACAACCAUGCACAAACUCAGAAACGAGCUGGGGCAGGUGUCAGACCCAAACGUAUCGCUGAAGGAGCUCGGCCAAACCUUGCCAGAGGUCCCAGCACUAUCUAACACCCCGCAUCUAUCGCAGAGUCCAUCGAUGAAGCGCAAGCCCAUCAACGGAAAGUUGCAUGGAGCAAACCAGCCAGAAAGCGUGGCUAUCGCCUUAUGA